Gopherus evgoodei (Goodes thornscrub tortoise) is the source of this 2827-nucleotide messenger RNA. RefSeq names its product sodium-dependent lysophosphatidylcholine symporter 1-like. Gene Ontology annotation, molecular function: symporter activity. Gene Ontology annotation, biological process: carbohydrate transport. The record is from RefSeq and is a predicted model, not a curated record. The coding region runs from base 1211 to 2743 and encodes 510 amino acids. Gene Ontology annotation, cellular component: membrane. The transcript has 10 exons. NCBI's taxonomy places the organism in Eukaryota, Metazoa, Chordata, Testudines, Testudinidae.
GGGCCAGACUCUCACAGCCCAGUGCAAUCUCGCUGGCUCGGGGAGCCAGGGGGUAUUUGAAGGGCCUCGGUCGUUUGUAUGACUCAGCCUGAGAACACCCUGUGUACGAGAGGCGUUUAUAUUUGGUUGCUGGUGGCACUGAACUAUGCAGACGCUCAGAUAUCCCGAGACACGGGGGUAGGGGGUGGUGGCUCAACUUAUGGUAAUGGAGACACGCUUCUGACCUGCAGGGCUCGGACAGGGCUCCCAGCAGCACGAGGUGGGACAGACUGGUUAGCACACGUAGUUAGCGCCUGUUGCAAGGCAGCACGCAAGGAAGUGUGACCUGUCAACACCUCUGCAGGCCGCCGGGGGCCCUGAAAAGAUGGGGAGGGAAGUACAAGGGGAGAGACACUUUUGCAAAACCAAGAGAUUUUAAACAUGGAGCUGCACUGGAAACUGUUAUUUAAACAACUCAGCACUCCCUGCACUGCAUGCCCGCCAGCCCUGGCAGCCGCGGGCUUGUGCAUGAGAGCCGCAAAGUGCAACUGUCUAUAAACACAAGGGAAUCCCACUUCACUAGAUCCUAGAUCUUUGCUGCAAGCUCUGAAAAUCAAUAAAUCUGUCUGCACUUAGCUGAAUGAUGGACUCUGUCAUCAGCCCGUCUCCUUUCCCCUAAACUGUUCCCCUGCACCUUCUCCCUGAUCUAUAAAAACCCAGUGGACUCUGGACUUUAUUCUGUCCCUGGAUCAGCAGCGGUGAUGCUGUGUGAAAUUUGCACUUACGUGUUAUCAUGAAGCCUCAGCGGAAAAGCAAGAGCGAAAGGGUGUUAUCUGAACAGAUCAGUGAUUAACUGGUGCUUUAGGACAAGAUUCUGAGUGUGGUGCAGUGGAAAUGUGGUUUUUUCGCAGACAUACACCAGGGUACAUGAGAGAAUGAAGCCAUUAGUGUCUGUAACUUGGGAGAUUCAUGUCCACAAAGUACUGAAGCAGCUGAUCCCAACAGCAUGCAGUCAAGGCAGAAGCCCGCUAAAUAGUCCCACGUGGGUGCACACGGGACAAGGAGUGAAAACGUGCAGGCUGGGAAGAGCAGGAAUGGAAGUUGCAUUAGUGUCUGAGACUCCUAGCAGAGUUGGGCAUCUAGCCAACUAAACGCUGAUGCAGAAAAGUCUAUCUAGCAGGAACGUACCCGGACGCUGCACAGCCCACAGAUUGAAGCCUGAGGUGCACACAUGGGUCGUUGCUCCCUGCUAGGCCGGAGCGUGAUGCAGCUGGCACCACUGCCGUUCUACAGGAAGCUCUGUUACGCCAUAGGGGGUGCUCCCUACCAAAUGACAGGAAAUGCCCUCGGGUUCUUCCUACAGAUCUUCCUCCUGGACGUUGUGCAAUUGGAACCGUUCCAUUCCUCUCUGAUCCUCUUCCUUGGGCGAGCCUGGGACGCAGUUACAGACCCCGCUGUCGGCUUCCUGAUCAGCAAGAGCCCCAGAAGGAGGCUUGGCAAGCUGAUCCCAUGGAUUGUCUCCUCCACGCCGUUCGGGGUGGUCUUCUACUGCCUGGUCUGGUCCACCCCCUCGGACACCAUGCCUGUCUCCCUCAAGUUCCUUUGGUACCUGACCAUGUACUGCUUCUUCCAGACAAGCAUGAGUUGCUAUCAUGUGCCGUAUUCCUCCCUGACCAUGUUUCUGGGAGGGAAUCAACGAGACCGGGACUCGGCCACUGCCUACACGCAAGGCGUACGUGAUCGCCUCCGUGGUCCUGGGCUCACUCUACUGCAUGGCCUGCCUGAUUCUCUUCCUCGGAGUGAAGGAGCAGCCUGGUUAGGUCACUUCUCUGGCUCCUCUUGCGAUGGUUGGGAGGUGCCCUGUGGCCAUGGCUCUGGGGGAUGGGUGCAAGUCCUGCGGGGGAGGGAGUUGGGAAUCUGCUGGCUGGGUGGGCUGUCGGGGGAGACAGUGCCUGGCCUGUGGGUGGGAAGGACGCAGGUCGAGGGGCAUGGUGCAUGCUUCAGUCUCAAGAUUUUCACCAGCCUGCAGUGUUGUGGGAGUUGGUGGCUUGUUGCUUUCCAGCCUCCUCCACCAUCCAGUUGCAUCAGCUCUGAGGAAGCUGCUUCCCUCGGCUGGGAAGGCAGAAGGAAAAAUGAGACCGCAGUAUGGCAAGGCCGGUCAGAACCCUGGUCAGGCUGGGAGGCUGGGCCAAACAUGGCGAAGGCCUCAUCAGUCACGAGGCAGCUUGGGCUAGUGUUUGCGGCUCUCGGCUUGAACGUGUACAGUAAUCACCAUCAUCCCCGUGGGGCAGGGCUGGGGGUGACUCUGCUGCAAUUCCCUUCUCACCCCUUCAGGGCCCCUCAGUCCCUUGGGAAAGACCCAGCUGCCCUUCUUUCACAGCCUGCGAAUAAUCCUGGGACAUCUGCCCUAUGUCUGGCUGCUCGGUGGCUUCCUCUUCAUGUCCCUGGCCUUCCAGAUCGCUCAGGGGAUCUUUGCCUUUUUCUGCACGCACGCUGCUGGGCUGGCUGGCAGGUUCCAGCAUUUGGUGCUCAUCAUGCUGGUUGUGGCUUCCCUCUCCAUUCCCUUCUGGCAGUGGUUCCUGGUGCGUUUUGGGAAAAAAACAGCUGUGUUCGUGGGCCUAUCAUUAAUUAUCCCUGCCCUCAUCGUUAUCACCCUAGUGAGACACAACUUCCUGCUCUUCGUCUUCAUGGUGAUAUUAGCGGGAUGCAGCAUGGCUGUCCUCUACUUGUUACCCUGGUCCAUGCUACCAGAUGCAGUGGAUGAUUUCAGGCUGAAGAACCCGAACUAUCUAAACCUGGAAGCUUUUUUCUACUCGUUCUAUGUUUUCUUCAACAAGUUUGCAGGAGG